AUGUCAGCUAAAGUUGCGAUUCAGAAGUUCUCCUUCCCCUUCUCCUGUGCUGCACGACUCUCUCAGCAAGAUGAGGUGACCCAGGAGGGACGCGUUCAGGUGAGGGCCCUGGAGCUGCAUGACCUCCAGGAGAAUCGGAUAUUAAGCGUAGCGAGCCCCGGUGCUGUUAUUGGAGCUCUGGGACAAAAUGAGAAGCAGGCCCAGGGGAGUCCAAAGCCUCCUCCUCCUCCUCCUCCUCCUCCUCCAGGGGUCGCAGAUGCCUCCCAGAGCGCCGUGAUCUCCAGGCCCAGCGCGUUUGAGAAACUGACGGUUGAGAGUGAAGAUCAGCGUCCAGCGGCAAAGAGACAGCUGUCGUCCGAGAGCGCUGCCAGGACCAUCACCGUGGUGAAGAAGAGCGCGGUGAGGAAGGAGGCGGAGGAACCAAAGGGGUACCUGAAGCAGAAGGCACACCUGGGACAGAGGGCGUCUCCGUGCACGGCGGCGGCGGCGGGGAAGAGGAGGCGUCGGAAGGACCUGUUCACCAACUCUGAGGUGUUCCACAGGGUCGACUCACAUGUCAUCAGGGCCGGAGCAGAGCUGAAGGAAAAGUGUGUGUAUGAUGUGAAAACGAUAGUGCAGAGCAUCAUACGAGGAGCCAGAAAUGAGCUGGAGAGGCUUCGUGCCAUCUGGGUCUGGCUGUGCCACAACAUCGAGUAUGAUGUGAGCGGGUACCUCGGCCGCUCAGAGAAGCUGAGCUCCCCCGAGGAGGUGAUCGCCGCCGGUCGGGGUGUGUGCUGCGGCUACUCCAGCCUCUGUACUGAGAUGUGCAGAGAGGUGGGCAUCGAGUGCCAAGAAGUGCCGGGCCACAGUAAGGGAAUCGGGUACCUUCAGGGCCAGAGCCUCCAGAAUGUGAAAUCGGAUCACUUGUGGAACUGUGUGCUUCUGGGGGGACAGUGGUUCCUGCUGGACGCCUGUUGGGGAGCCGGACGAGUAGACGUGGAACACGAAAGCUUCGUCAAAAGGUUCGACGAAUUCUAUUUCCUAACGGACCCGGAGGAGUUCAUAGAGUCGCACUUCCCCGAUGAGGAGAGGUGGCAGCUCCUGGAGGCGCCCAUCCCCCCGGAGGAGUUUGAGAGGAGGGUCUUCAAGACCUCGGCCUUCUUCACCAUGGGGCUCAGGCUGAUUCAGCCUCACCACUUUCACAUCGUUACAGAUGAUGGCGAGGCGAACAUGUCCCUCAGCUUCUCCAGGCCAGCGACCUUCACCUAUGAGAUCACCCAGCACCAGGACCUUCUACACAGUGGAGCUCGGGAGCAGAAGGAAUCCAUCAACUCCUCCUUUGGCCUCCUCACGGUUUCCCAUCGGAGCAUGAAGCUGCAGCUGCUGCCGCCUGCGAGCGGCGUGUACGACGUCAAGGUGUUUGCCCGGCCCGAAGCCGCCGACACGCCUCUGAUUUGGGUCUGCUCCUUCACGGUCGCGUGUCCGAUCCCCAGGGCCAUGGAGGAGAUCCCGGAGAACCCCUUCGUGUCUUGGGGCCUUCGGCCUGUUGCGGAAUCUCUGGGCGUCGCGGGCAGCAGUCAGGGCAGCAAGGCCGCCGAGGUGGAAGAGGGCGUAUUCCAGUUGGCGUUGAAGACGUCCAGGCCUCUGACGGCGCUGUGUGAACUGGUCCACCCGGGUCUGGAAGCCGCUGUGUCAAAACGCUGCCUUGCGAUCCAGAUCCAGCCGGAUGUCCUGACCUGCCACGCCCUUUGCCCCCUGCGCGGCUUCUACCGGCUGUCGGUGUUCGUGCGAGACUACGAGAAAACAGAAGCCAAGUUCCAGAACGCCGGAAACUUCCUGUUGCACUGCAAAGGGAAGGUGGUCGGUCCGGAUGAGCUCUACCCUCCCAACCUGGGCUCGGCGUGCGGGCCGGGGACGCGCACCUUAGAGGCGGGGCUGUCCAAAUUCAGCCACACGACAGCGCUGGUGAGCACCCAGCAGGGCAAGUGCAACAUCACCUUCCACAACCAGCGGGACCUGGAGCUCCACACGGUGCUCAGCAGAGACGAGAACGAACCGGCCGCCGUCCCGCUGUCACGGCAACUCUUCUGCACAUACACAGACAGCAAGGUGACGGUGAGCGUCAGCCUGCCCGAGGCCGGGGUGUACCGGCUGGCUCUGUACGCUAAGAUCACCCCCGGUGGAGAUUUCAGCCCCAUGUGUGACUUUGUUCUGAGGAACAGCUGCGAUCAGCGGGGACCCCCGUUCCCCGGCGUCUACUCCGCCUGGAGGAAAGGCUUCGUGCUCUUUGAGCCUCGCGUGGGCCUGCUGGAGCCCCUCGCGUGGGUCCGCUUCAGGGUGAGGGUCCCCGGGGCCCAGAGGGUGAGCGUGAUGGGAGAGACGCGGACUGAUCUGAAAAUGAACAAGAGCCGAGUCUGGGAGGGCGAGGUGUUCAGUGGAAACGGUCUCCAACAGCUGAAACUGGCCGCCGGUUCGGGGGAGUCCGGCGACAUGGCCGUUUUAUUGACCUUUGACAUCAAGCAGAUGGAAGGAGAAGUGUGA
Molecule: messenger RNA, 2520 nt
Organism: Anoplopoma fimbria (sablefish)
Lineage: Eukaryota; Metazoa; Chordata; Actinopteri; Perciformes; Anoplopomatidae
Gene: ky
Product: kyphoscoliosis peptidase
Exons: 6
Coding region: 1-2520 (839 amino acids)
Source: RefSeq, a predicted model, not a curated record